AUGGCUCUGCAGAUGUUCAUGACUUUCAAUCCUUGGAAUUCUUUGCUACUGCUAGUGGCUCUUGAGUGUUCUGAAGCGUCUUCUGAUUUGAAUGAAUCUGCAAAUUCCACUGCUCAAUAUGCACCUAACGCUUGGUUUGCUGCCGCUAGCUCAGAGCCAGAUGAAGGGAUAUCUGUUUUUGAACUGGAUUAUGACUAUGUGCAAAUUCCUUAUGAGGUCACUCUCUGGAUACUUCUAGCAUCCCUUGCAAAAAUAGGCUUCCACCUCUACCACAGGCUGCCGGGCCUCAUGCCAGAAAGCUGCCUCCUCAUCCUGGUGGGGGCGCUGGUGGGCGGCAUCAUCUUCGGCACCGACCACAAAUCGCCUCCGGUUAUGGACUCCAGCAUCUACUUCCUGUAUCUCCUGCCGCCCAUCGUUCUGGAGGGCGGCUACUUCAUGCCCACCCGGCCCUUCUUUGAGAACAUCGGCUCCAUCCUGUGGUGGGCAGUACUGGGGGCCCUGAUCAACGCCUUGGGCAUUGGCCUCUCCCUCUACUUCAUCUGCCAGGUGAAGGCCUUUGGCCUGGAAGACGUCAACCUGCUGCAGAACCUGCUGUUCGGCAGCCUGAUCUCCGCCGUGGACCCCGUGGCCGUGCUGGCCGUGUUUGAGGAAGCACGUGUGAACGAGCAGCUCUACAUGAUGAUCUUUGGGGAGGCCCUGCUCAAUGAUGGCAUUACUGUGGUCUUAUACAAUAUGUUAAUUGCCUUUACAAAGAUGCAUAAAUUUGAAGACAUAGAACCUGUCGACAUUUUGGCUGGAUGUGCCCGAUUCAUCAUUGUGGGGCUUGGAGGGGUAUUGUUUGGCAUCGUUUUUGGAUUUAUUUCUGCGUUUAUCACACGUUUCACUCAGAAUAUCUCUGCAAUUGAGCCACUCAUCGUCUUCAUGUUCAGCUAUUUGUCUUACUUAGCUGCUGAAACCCUCUAUCUCUCUGGCAUCCUGGCAAUCACAGCCUGUGCAGUAACAAUGAAAAAGUACGUGGAAGAAAACGUGUCCCAGACAUCAUACACGACCAUCAAGUACUUCAUGAAGAUGCUGAGCAGCGUCAGCGAGACCUUGAUCUUCAUCUUCAUGGGUGUGUCCACUGUGGGCAAGAAUCACGAGUGGAACUGGGCCUUCAUCUGCUUCACCCUGGCCUUCUGCCAAAUCUGGAGAGCCAUCAGCGUAUUUGCUCUCUUCUAUAUCAGUAACCAGUUUCGGACUUUCCCCUUCUCCAUCAAGGACCAGUGCAUCAUUUUCUACAGUGGUGUUCGAGGAGCUGGAAGUUUUUCACUUGCAUUUUUGCUUCCUCUGUCUCUUUUUCCUAGGAAGAAAAUGUUUGUCACUGCUACUCUAGUAGUUAUAUACUUUACUGUAUUUAUUCAGGGAAUCACAGUUGGCCCUCUGGUCAGGUACCUGGAUGUUAAAAAAACCAAUAAAAAAGAAUCCAUCAAUGAAGAGCUUCAUAUUCGUCUGAUGGAUCACUUAAAGGCUGGAAUCGAAGAUGUGUGUGGGCACUGGAGUCACUACCAAGUGAGAGACAAGUUUAAGAAGUUUGAUCAUAGAUACUUACGGAAAAUCCUCAUCAGAAAGAACUUACCCAAAUCAAGCAUUGUUUCUUUGUACAAGAAGCUGGAACUGAAACAAGCCAUCGAGAUGGUGGAGACUGGGAUACUGAGCUCUACAGCUUUCUCCAUACCCCAUCAGGCCCAGAGGAUACAAGGAAUCAAAAGACUUUCCCCUGAAGAUGUGGAGUCCAUAAGGGACAUUCUGACAUCCAACAUGUACCAAGUUCGGCAAAGGACCCUGUCCUACAACAAAUACAACCUCAAACCCCAAACAAGUGAGAAGCAGGCUAAAGAGAUUCUGAUCCGCCGCCAGAACACCUUAAAGGAGAGCAUGAGGAAAGGCCACAGCCUGCCCUGGGGAAAGCCGGCUGGCAUCAAGAAUAUCCGCUACCUCUCCUUCCCCUACGGGAAUCCUCAGUCUGCGGGAAGAGACACAAGGGCUGCUGGGUUCUCAGAUGAUGACAGCAGUGAUCCAGGAUCCCCAUCCAUCAUGUUCAGCGCACUCUCUCGGACAGGGUCACUUCAGAAGCAAGAGGCACAAGAAAUAAUCCCGCUGAAGAGCCUACACAGAGGAAGGAAGGCAUUCAGCUUUGGUUAUCAAAGAAACAUAAGCCAAGAAGAGUACUUGGGUGGAGUAAGGAGGGUGGCCUUAAGACCCAAACCUCUGUUUCAUGCAGUGGAUGAGGAGGGUGAGUCUGGAGGGGAGAGUGAGGGCAAGGCCUCUUUGGUCGAGGUUCGGUCGAGGUGGACAGCUGACCGUGGACAUGGCGGGGACCAUCACAGGUCCAACAGUCCUUUGCUCCAAAAAAAAUAG
Messenger RNA from Nomascus leucogenys (northern white-cheeked gibbon), 2397 nucleotides. RefSeq names its product solute carrier family 9 member A4 (gene SLC9A4). The record is from RefSeq and is a predicted model, not a curated record. Gene Ontology annotation, cellular component: membrane. Gene Ontology annotation, biological process: sodium ion transport; proton transmembrane transport; regulation of pH. NCBI's taxonomy places the organism in Eukaryota, Metazoa, Chordata, Mammalia, Primates, Hylobatidae. Gene Ontology annotation, molecular function: sodium:proton antiporter activity.